CUCGCCUCGCCAGCGCGGCUCAGGUUCCAUGGAGACAGCCGUGGCCACGCGCUGAAGGGGCCCCCUCUUAGUGGCGCUCGGUGGCACGGCGACAACAACAAGCAGGCAGCAGCAGCAGCAGGAGCAGCUGCCGUGAGAAACGCUCGUGCGUUGUUACGUUGCUAGAGUGUUUACCAUUGUGCAGCAUAACGGUACGUGUGGGGACGAGUUCUAACGAGGAAAGAAGUAAGCGCUGUUUUAAAAUAAAAUACAAUUAAUUUGGAAGGAUGAAUCCACAAACGUAACACUUUCAAAGUAGGGCACAUUGUUUUUAUACUAGUGAAUUCUGCACAACAUUGAACGAACAUUCGCGAAUUGGCAAUUAGUUAAUCGAGCGCGUUAGACAUUUCACGAGGUGAACAAUAACAAGGGGAAGAUAUGCGACACAGGAUUCUGCUAUCGACAUCACCACCACCACCACCAUCAGCGUCGUCGUCGGCAUCAGCGACAACAUCGCCAGCAUCGGCUUGACAAUGGACGCGGCGUCCACGACGGACAAGCUGAUGGAGGCGGCCAAGAGCGGAGACGUCGCCGCGCUGCAGAAUCUGCUGCUGCCCCCCCCGGGGGGGGCUGGACGGCAGCGUCAAGACGCCGUGGAAGGGCAGGAGGGGCCCGACGAGGAGGAAGACCGCGAUGCGUGGACCGACAGCCACCACGGGGCCACGCCGGCGCACUACGCGGCCCGCGCCGGGCGCCUGGGGGCCCUGCGCUACGUGGUGGAGGAGGGCGGCCUGCCCGGGCACGCCAGGGCCCUCAACGGGGCCACGCCGGCACACGACGCCGCGGUCACGGGCCACUUGGCUUGCCUGCAGUGGCUGCUCACGAACGGCGGGUGCCGGCCGGAGCACUUAACACAAACGUGCGUGCAGCAGCAGCAGCAGCAGUGCGAGCCGCCUCCACAGGCUCACCUGCUCAAGCGCUCAUUUGCACCAUUGACAAGGACUGCGUCGGGCGCCACCGUGCUGCACCUGGCCGCCCGUUUCGGACGGCGCUCCGUGGUGCAGUGGCUGCUGCUGCAGAGCAGCGCCGGCGGCGGCGGCAGCGACCCGCUGGGCGUCACGGCGAGCGGCGCGCUGGCCGUGCACUACGCAGCGGCGCGCGGCGACCUGCCCACGCUCCAGCUGCUGCUCGCGAAAGCCCCGCAGACACUGAACAGCCGCACGGGUGCGGGAGCGACGCCGCUCUACCUGGCAUGCCAGGAGGGCCACCUCGACUGUCUGCAGUACCUGGCGACGGAGUGUGGCGCCGAGACGAGCGCGCGGGCCAGCGACGGCAUGACGGCCAUGCACGCCGCCGCGCAGAUGGGACACGCUACGGUCAUCGUGUGGCUGGUGAGCUCCACGGCGCUGCGCCUAAGCGACACAGACGCCGACGGCGCCACGGCCAUGCACUUCGCGGCGAGCCGGGGCCACGGCACGGUGCUGAGCUGGCUGCUGCUGCACGGCGGGGAGCCCACGCGCGACGCCUGGGGCGGCACGCCGCUGCACGACGCCGCCGAGAACGGUCACCUGCAGUGCUGCCAGAUCCUGGUGGUGAACGGCGUGGAUCUGCGCGUGCGCGACAACGACGGCUGCUCGGCUGCCGACUUGGCAGAACACAAUGGGCACACACGCUGCGCCAAAUACCUGCGCACCGUCGAGAACAUGAGCCCAGAGAGCAGAAUCCUGGCGCGUGAAUAUUCGAUGGAAGGUCUGGCGACCACCGAUCACGACCACCCGUCUGCCAAGUCUGCUGCUGCCGCCGCUGCGGCGGCAGCAGCAGAUUCGUCGACCUUCGACCCCGACGCCGGCACCGUUACCAACCAAUCGGGAAGCAGGGUCGACGGGUCGGCGGUCCUGCGGGCGUACCUGGACCUCCUCGACCCCGACGAGAAGGUGGCGGUGUUGGCGAGCGACCGGCCGGACGGGGGCGAGGGGACGGCGCCUGCCGCGUCGCGAGGCGCCCGCGCAGAGCGCGUCAACCCUGUGGAGGUGCUGCAGAGGAGACGCAGCGAGCUGAGACCCGUGGUGACGCAGGAGUCGCUGGGCAGCGCCCCAGACAACGUAAGCGGGCGCCGAUCGCGGCCAUCCCCGUGUCACACGCUCCUCGACCCGAAAACAACGAGCGAAACGGCCGUCACCGAGAAUCCUACCCGCGCCGCCCGCCCGGUACGCACCAGUGCGGUAAUUAAAUUUUUUAGUAGCGAGGAAGGGGUUACGUUUCGCCUGUCCCGGAUGAACCGUGUUGCCGCGCACGCACAGACACGCGCACGCAGACACGCACGCAGACGUGUGCGCAUAAACGCGCGCACACGCGCGCGGCAUUUCUACCGCACAUCCAGCCAGGAGCGGAGAGAGAGACGGACGGUCUUCAGGUACGGAGCUCCUCGCACGCGCCCGUCCGCCGACCCCCAGGUGUCUGCGGAGGAGCUGUCGCAGGCUCGGCUCAGGAGGGUGGACUCGAGCCGCAAGACGCGCACCUUCGGGAAGCAGCCGAGCACCAGCGACUACUACAAGUCGUUCAGCACGGAGCGCGACGAGCCGCUCAACGCCAGCGGCAAUCACAUGGAGCCGGAGCCCACGCCGGUGCUCAACGGAGAGGACCACUCGGGCGAGGCGGAGACGCCCGAGUCGGAGAUGCCGGAGCCGCCGUCGUCACCGGUGCCGGACCCCCUCCCCGCCGAGGACGAGGAGGGCCCCCCGGCACCGCCGCCCCCGCCGCCCGCGCCGCCCGCGCCUCCGCCCCCGCCGCCGCUGCCCCUCCCCGGCGAGCUGCCGCGGUACAGCGACGGCGACCACUCGCGGCCGCCCUCCGCUGCCUCCAGCGUCAAGUCGUUCAACAUGCUCUCACCCAAUGGGGACAACUCGGACCUGCUGGCGGAGAUCAAGGCGGGCAGGAGCCUGAAGCCCACGCACCCCAGCAAGGGCUGCACCACGGUGUUCAUCGGCUCCGCUCACCUGAACCAGCGACCGACCAGCCCGGACUACCAGCCGCAGGGCGGCGCCGGCACGGACGGCACCAACGGCGACGGCGGCUUCUCUCACGGCGCCGCGGGCGGCGGCGGCGGCGGCAGCGGCAGCAGCGGCAGCAGCGGCGUCGGCGCGGGCGGCGCGGGCGACUCGCUGUCGCGCCUCGACUCGCUCGACGUGGACGCGCUGGUGCCGCUGCAGGACGAGCAGGGCCGGCCGAUCCCCGAGUGGAAGCGGCAGGUGAUGGUGCGCAAGCUGCAGACGCGCCUGCAGCAAGAGGAGGAGCAGCGGCGCCAGGUGCGGAAGCCGAACGCAUUCUUUUGCCGCCGGCCCGUCCGGCCCGUGCGGCGUGCCCGUGUCUUUGCGCGGUGCGCCGUCGCGUGGAGCGAUUCGGGCUUUGCGGUGUUCGCCGCGGAACGCGCCGUACGGAGGGCGGAGGGCGCCGUGGUCGGCGCACGUCCAGGGGUGGGGAGCGACGUGUCUCUUCCCCGCCGCAAGUUUGAGCAGUACGGCUUUUUCCAGCCAGAGAGCUGGACCUAUUCCUCCAACCGCAACGCCAUGCUGGGCCCUUUUGGCGAGCUGCUCACCGAGAAGGACAUUGCGAGUCUGGAGAAGCAGAUCGAGAGCCUGCAGCUCCUGAAGAACGUGCAGGAGGUGGAGACCAAGCUGGAGGUGCUGGAGCAGGAAAUCCACCAGAUGAUCCUGCCGCCCACCGUGGAGGUCGCGGACAGCCGCUUCGCGACGGGCGCCGACUCCGUGCGGGCGCUGCCCGGCUGGUGCAGCCGCGUGUCGGGCCUCCUACGCAGCAUGGCUUUCCUCGUCAGCAGCUUGGGCCACAAGGACAUCGCGGGCCCCGAAGUCGGGCCCGCCGGUGCCCCGCCUGUCGCGGAAGCGCGGAGAGGCCUGGAGAACGGAGGCGCGCGCAGCAACGGCGGCGGCGGCGGCUUCGGCGGCGCCAAACGGCAGCGCGGCCCGGAUGACUUCGGUGGCGCCGGCGAUGGCGGCGUCGGGCAAGAGAGCCCGCGCGAUGAGCCGUGCCCCGUCGCGUUGGAGGAAGCACGCGCGAGCGAGGAACGGAAGGCGAGCACGUCGGUGAUCCGGACGCAGUCGUUCGGCUCUACCAGGGAGGAGGUAGAGUGGGAGAUUCAGCAGUUCGGCGUCUCGGUCAAGAUGCUCAAGUCCAACUUCGAGCCCGGCGCCAUGAAGCCGGCGCCGGUCACGCGCAACGGCCAGGGUGGAGGCGGCGGCUGUGGAGGAGGAGAAGAAGGCAGACGUGCGGAAGCGCCACCCGGCGAGGCAGCUCAGCCGUCCGGGACGGAGGGACCGCCGCGGGCGCCGCUGCUGCCGGUGAAGAGCGUGGACGAUGACGUGUGCCGCCUGGAGCUGGGCGGGGAGCUGCCGUCACCGCCGCCGUCGUCCGAGGGCGGCGUCGCGACCGCCGCGACGGAGGCGACGGUGCGCGAGUCGGUGGAGACGCGAAAGGUGCGCACGGUGCUGCUCUUCCUGGGCCACUGGAAGAAGGCCGUGUACUCGAUGUCGUUCGGCGUGAAGGGCGACAGGCGGGGGGGGGGCUCCGGCGCGGCCUCCUCCUCCGGCACCGUCGUCGCAGCAGGCGACACGUUGGCGUACGCGGAGCUGGACGCCGCGGCCGCGGCGUCGUCGAGGACGGGCGAAGCGGAGCGCGAGCGCACAGAGGAUGAGCGCCUCCUCUACUUCAUGAGGCAGCGGCAGGUGGUGAACAAGCUCAUCGGGCACUGGCGCCUCAUCAUCGCCCGCGUGCCCUCGCGCCAGAUCCGCCACCUGAGCCGCGCGCCGGCCGCCUACUCCCCCGAGCAGUUCCUGCCGCACGUCAAUGGGCGGCCGCCCGCCUACGACUCGCUGACUCUGGACCUCUUCAUGCUCGGCUACUUCCAGCUGCUGGAGAUGCCGAUGCCGCGCGCGGAGCGCCGCGCCCGCCACCUCCUCUGCUUCGAGAUGUUCGACCGCCUCGCGAGCCACCCGUGGGAGACGAUCCGGGACUUCCACCGCGCCGUCGUCGCGGAGGUGUCGGGCGGGCGCCGCGACUGGCGCGACGGCUUCGAGGACGCCAAGCGGCGCUUUUUCGGCGACGCGGCUCGCCGGGCGUCGGCCGCGUCGAGCGGCGCCGGGUCCGGUCGCGACCGCGGCGACCCGGCAGCCGCCGGCGCCGACGCCGUGAACUGGGACUCGCGACGGGCGUCGGAAGUGAGCCUGCCGAGCUACUGCGGCAACACGCCCGCCGGCGACGGCGAGGAGCAGGGCGGCCGCUGCGGCGCGCGCCGGCGCUCCGACUCGGUGCAGGUGAUCUCGGAGCUGGGCGAGUUCAGCAACGAUGAGAUCUGCCGCUACAUCGACCGCAGCUUCUCCUUCUGGAAGGAGAAGGAGGCCGAGCUGUUCGACCUGUAGCACGCGCACGCCCCCCCGUGUCCCGUCACGUGCCGUCUACCUGUCGUGCCCCGCGUGUCGUGACGCGCAAGCGCGUUUGUGUCACGCCGCCGCAUGCAAACCGUAUUUAUUUUGGUGACUUGGCGAUGUUGAUGCUGAUUUGUGUUGUUUCUUUUUUACUACUACUACCUAGGAAAGCCUCUCUGGACCAAAGGUUCUUUAUUCUCAGGAGGGUCCUGCACUAGGAUGUUUGGCCAGCUCGAUUAAUGAGUAUUUUGUAUUGGGGGGGGUCAUAGAAAUACAUUCCAGCAGCAUCUUGUUGUCUUGUUGCACUGUCCUCUGUUGCCCAGACCGUAGCCCCGCAGCAGCCCCACAGCACCCGCCCAAGCAUGGCGCAGAUCAAGACUUGGCUCCCCAGAGGCUAGGAGAUCAGGCACAUUCGGGGUGAUGUAAUCAUUUUUUUGCGUUCUUCGUUUACCAUCUUAUUUGCUUCGUGGGGAGUUUAUUUGUUUAACAAUAAUGACACUAAAGCUCAGCGAGUCGAGUGAAGAGUUCUAUUCCCAUCAUUGGCUAACUUAUUUUUAUAUGUAAGCAUGUUUUAUUUCCUCUUGGGUAGGUGGGCAAAGGACACAGGGGGUGUGUGACACCCUGGGCCAGCACAAGCACCUCUAGUUUUAGUUUAUUAUUUAAUAAUUUCGAAUAAAAACUAAAAUCAAAUAAAUAGAAGAAGUCUGAGAGGAUGUCCACGAAGAGAUGGAGGGAUGAAAUCGCCUCUGCUUCAGGAGCUUGGCGGAUUAUUAAUUAUCAGAGCGGAGGGUUGCGAAAAGUGCCGGCAACUUGGUGGAAGCCUUCAUCUGGUCGUGGAGUGACCGUGACUCAUGGUGUCCGUUUGUUAACUUCUCCUACAACACGAAUACAUACAUAAAUGCUAAGAAGUGAAAUUGAUCUCAAGAAACAGCGGUCACGGUUGAAGCAAUGUCGAGCGUCACAGACGAGGCCUUUCUUAGGCCUCGCCAACCCUGGAAUCCACCUUCUGUUACCAUCGUUUAUUCCUUUACGAUAUUGCCAUGAUCCUGAUGAUGUUUAGUAAGAGACAUUUAAAAUGCCUCUUACUAUUUGAAAUGCCUCUCUUAAAAUGCCUCUGCCCUAUGAGUCUUUUAUUGCUGAGGCCUAUUGCAGGCUUCGUUGAGAUUUUUGACACUGAAGAGUGGCAUCGUAAAAAAAAUACAUAUAUUUUAGAAAUAUUUCUCCCACAAUUACACAAAUGACACUAUGUAACACAAUUUUUGCUCCUGGGUAGUAAGUGUUAUUUCAUAAUUGCUUAUGCCUAGAAAGUAUGGAAAAUCGCUAUUCCCCACAAACCAGGACAGUGAUAUUUAGAAAUGUACCUAUUUUCAAUGAGAAAACAGGUGACUUUGUGUCUUUUCGUUCACAUAAAGUCAGAAAAAAAAACAUAGGAAUCAAAAUUAACAUGUAUUUAUACUAAAGUAAUACAAAAUGACUACAAAAGAUUUAGAAGCGAGUAGUUUUUCGAGAUUUACGAUUAUACUGUAAAUCACUUUAACGAAUCAGCCCCCAAAUGUAGUCUCCCAUCAUGUUCUCGUUAUACUGUCCUUGGUAGCAGCGUUCAAAAUCCAGCAUAUCCUGGUGGAAGCGCUCAUCUUGCUCCUCCGAGUACACUCCCAUGUUCUCGAAUUUAUCAAGAUGGGCAUCAAGGAUAUGGACUUUGAGGGACAUCCUACAGCCCAUUGUGCCAUAGUUCUUCACCAGAGUCUCAACCAGCUCCACGUAGUUUUCGACCUUGUGAUUGCACAGGAAACCACGAACCACUGCGACAAAGCUGUUCCAAGGCACUUUCUCCUUACUAGUGAGCUUCUUGGGGAAUUAAUUGCACUCCAGGAUCUUCUUUAUCUGUAGUCUGACGAAGAUACCGGCUUUGACCUUUGCCCUCAGACAGCUUAGGGACAAAGUCUUGAAGAUGCUUGAAGACUGCCGACUCCUUAUCUACAGCUCUGACAAAUUGUUUCACAAGGCCCAAUUUGAUGUGCAAAGGUGGCAUCGGCACCUUCGGGGGUCCACCAGUGGCUCCCACUUGACAUUGAUCCUCCCCACAGAGAACUCGGUCCGCUGUGGCCUGUCCCGCCUGUGGUAGUGCGCCUUGGUGUCUAAAUCUUUCUUAGUCAUUUUUGUAUUACUUUAGUAUAAAUACAUGUUAAUUUAAUUCACACGUUUUUUUUAUUUUAUGUGAAUGAAAAGACACAAAUUCACCCGUUUUCUCAUUGAAAAUAGGUACCUUUCUAAAUUUCACUGUCCUGGUCACAAAAGCAAAGUUUGUGGGGAAUAAUAGCCAUUUUCUGUACUUUUGAGGCAGAAGCAAUUAUGAAAUAACACUUACUACCAAGGAACAAAAAAAAUGUGUUACUCAGUGUGAUCGUCCGGUCACAGUGGGUUUGUUACAUUGCUUGGUAAAGAAUAAUAUGCUGAUCAACAUACUCUUUGGGUCUUUCAGUAAAGUCACGUAGAUAGAAAAAUUAUAAAAUAAUAAAUAAAUAAUCUCGACGCUUCGAUCGCAACACAAGCAGGCGGACUGCUGAAGCAGGAAGAAAUAUCGCCGAUAUUUGCUUGUGUUGCGAUCGAUUUAUUAUUAUUUCAUUAUUUUUCGAUCUCCGUGACUUUACCGAAAGACCCAAAGAGUAUGAAUUCCUGCAGUCACGAAAGCUUCAAGUCAAGAUGCUGAUAAACAACGAGUUUAUUUUACGAUUGACGGCGGUAUAAAUAUUCUGUUUGUGGUGGGGUUUUUAUUCGGUAUUUAUUGAUUUGUAAAAUGUCCCUAUUAAACAUCGCUCAUAAGCAUUCAUUAAUACCAGCACCAGGGUUACCCUGCACAAGUCCGUACUGUGCACAUAAUGGGGCAAUUUAAUAUGGAACACUAAACUUAAAAAGAAAAGUUCUACCCAAAGUCCUUUGUAUAGAUACGACUAGAAUCAUGUCAUAGGUCUACAGAAAUUCAAACUUAAGGUCCUGCAGGAUUUGUUUUUUAUUCCACAAAAAUUGUACAUUUCACUCAUGUCCUGCCUAUGACAUCCGAACGAACUGCACAGGACAUGGCCGCACAUACAUUCAGCAGGAACUGCAUUUGGCAGCAACUUUGGCACCGUCUCUGCAGCCGCGAUGUUCGGAUGAAGAAUGGCCUGCAAUCCCCACUCCUCUCUCCUCGCCUUGUCCAUACACGUCCCGGUUUGCACUCUGGGAUUCGCUCAAUACAUAUUGAUUCGCGGCUUGAAGAUGGCAGCAGUUCGACAAUUGGUCCCAGUCAGUCGGCACCAGUCAAUCUGAUCUAUCUGUUGAAAUGUGUUUUCUUGCUCUUCAGCUCAGGGCACGCGUUUUCUCAUUCGUGAAACGUGGAUUCCGGAAGAAAACGUUUUUUGUGGAUUUUCUGGGUGCGUUGCUCACGUACGUGUGAUACUUUUGUUUCGGAGUCUGGAUGCAGAGUGAUGGACAAAAUUAAUAGUUUGGUGGAUGACGAUACUUUGAGGCAUGAAACAUGGUCGUUGGAACACCGAUGGAAACACAAGCAUCGUGUUUAUUGACACAAAAACACAAUUUAACCAUGAUUUGCGAGUUAUGUUUAAUACCCCAGUCUCUUAUAACUAAAGUGUAAUAUUAACAAUUACAGUACACACUUUAAAAUGUCAAGCGUAAUUAUAUUAACUUUUUUUUAAGUGUCGGUCACUUUUUUUUAAGAGUAAAAAAAAAUACCUAAAAUGUCGCAUUAUUUGUCACUGGGAACAUGCCCCAAAAGAAGACGUCUUCCCUUUCAAAUCCGGGGCCUCUAUGAUAGCGGGCGAGAGGCCCUCUGGCGCGGGACGUCGUUCACCAAGGGGGAGUCGAGUCCCGGGCCUCCAACGCGGCGGGUAAUCGCCGUGGACGGUGGCUGCUGCCCACCAGAGACCGACCGCCGCUGUCAGGGCUGUAUCUGUACACAACCACCACCACCACCCUCCCCCCCGCCAUGUAAACCGCCCCCCGACGUGACAAUAAAUUUCAUUGUGAAAAUCGGGGGUAUCCGUCACUUAUUUAUACAUUUUAUUAUCACCAUCAAUAAUUCACGUCCCUAUGACUUAUUGAUUCAUUUGCCCGGGCAAACGGGGCUGCUCUAGCCACGCAGGGCUCUAAUUAAUAUUUCAUCAGCCCCCCCCCCCCGGGUGUCGGGUGACUUCUGUCCCAGGAUGCUUGCCCCCUUUCGCUUCGCCGAGCCGCCCGCGCGAUCAAAUGGCUCCCUCGCUGUCGGAGUUGCUGGCGUCUCUUCCCCGUCGCGGUCGCGUCGCCCGACAUCACCCGGCGACGGACCGAGAGAGAACGCAAAACCUGAGCUUGCCUUUUUGUUUUACAUUUUGAUUUCUCGCGGACGCGCGAGUCUGGGCCGUCGCCGAAUAAUUGAAGAGCCGUGCCGUGGCGAGCGGAGGGGAUCGGGCGCCGCGUCGGAGGCCCUCUCGGCCGCCAGCUAACGACGGCCCCGUACC
Lethenteron reissneri (Far Eastern brook lamprey) is the source of this 9913-nucleotide messenger RNA. RefSeq lists its product as uncharacterized. Lineage: Eukaryota; Metazoa; Chordata; Hyperoartia; Petromyzontiformes; Petromyzontidae. Gene Ontology annotation, molecular function: actin filament binding. The record is from RefSeq and is a predicted model, not a curated record. Gene Ontology annotation, cellular component: cytoplasm. Gene Ontology annotation, biological process: actin filament bundle assembly.